CUUUGCUGGCUCUUCACACCUACAAUAUUUGGAAGUCCUCUUUCUAAACCUCCUUCCUUCGGCCUUUAUUCUCCACCGGGUCCUUCAGAUCAUCUUUGUCAAAGGAGAGAACCAUUCUACAAGAAGAUUCAGGAUGUUGUGUUGCCGUAUCUUAAGCGUGUUGAUGGCAUCCAUGAGCAUCAGCUUACUUUUGAUGGGGCUCAGCACCGAUUACUGGAAAGUAUCUUUUGGUCCUGGUGGGACAUCCCACAGUGGGCUAUGGCAGUACUGCAUUAACCCUGGAUUAAUCCAAAGCCAAUGCUUUGCUGUACAGAAUGCCUUUGGCUACAUCAUAGCUACCCGUGUGUUUCUCAUUAUGGCUUCUCUGGUGGCGCUGGCAUUGCACGUCUUCCUGAUUGCCACCUUCAUGCCUUCCAUGUGUGGCAUCCUAGGCAAACCCUUGAUUGCUUCCAUUGCUGCCUACGUGGCUGGCAUUUUCAACCACGUUGCCUCCUUGAACGCUCCAUCUGCUGCCUAUGAAAGAAUAUGAACGCCUUGGUCAACAAGAGACCAAGCACAAUUAUACAGAAGCUUUCUCUCAACAAAAAGGUUGCCUCAUUCCUGCUUCUCCUGUAACAAUGCAUCUCAGCAUCUCCAGGGCAUUGCUCAGCGAUACUUAUAUUUUUUUGGCUCACUUUUCAAAACUAUUGUCUUGUGUUUUACAGAGAUUUCAGUGACUAGGAGUAAUUUUGAUAAUUAGCUUGCUUGCCAAGUAAGGCUUUGAGUAUCACUUAUAGCAGUGUUUCCCGACCUUAGUCACAUUGAAAUAUGUGAACUUCAACAUGCUGGCUGGGGAAUGUUGGGAUUUGAAGUCCACACAUCUUGAAGUGAUUAGGGUUGUGAAACACUGACCUAUGGCCUGUCAAGCAUGUUUGGGGAAAGGUUCUGGAGCAUGGGCAACUUUUUAAAAUCAGGCCCUAUAUUUACAGCUCCCAAAGCUCACUCUGUCCCUAAAACUAUGCUACCAAAAUAUGUUGGCAAAAUUGUGAUUUUAGGUGGCAAAAUUACCAGUGGCUUUUAAGAGAUCUGCUAGGCCUGAAAGGGUUUAAUUUCUCCUCAUCUUCAGCUCGGAAGGGUGGCGAGACUCUACCUAUCUUCUAGGGAAUUCUGGGAGUUGAACUCUUAAAGUUGUUAAGAUUGAAAAUACUGCUCAUGGUACCAUGUGAAUCAUCUUUAGUGUUUCACAAUCAGGAUUGCUUCAAUAGUUCUUUUCUUCUGGAAUUACCAUCCUCUGUUCACUCACUUUUCAAGAAGUGUCCAAUCAUUUCAUUUUCAAAUUAUUCCAUUCCAAUGUAUUCUGAUUUAUGGGGUUUUUUUUUAAUAUGAAUGCUUACAAUAGCCAUGUUUAGGUUGCAUAAGAUUGACUUUGGAUGUUGUUCGGGUAUCUUAAAUUAAAUAAUGCCUCUGUUCAAGUUCUGCAUUUUAUUUUUACCCAUUGGACAACCCAUAGCAAAAAUUAGCACACAAUAAGAAAGGAGAGUUUCCUUUAGAGGCUUAAAAUUCUACUUUUGAGUCCGUGGGAGUAAAUGAGUAACAAUGAAUUGUGUGCAAUUUCCUUCUAAACAAAUAUAGGAAUACCAGAAGCUUUUCUUCUGCUUUAUUAAUUACCGGUACAAAGAUAUAUAGGGAAUAAAGCAAUCAGUCUGUAGGUAAUAAAGCAAUUACA
Molecule: messenger RNA, 1705 nt
Organism: Thamnophis sirtalis
Lineage: Eukaryota; Metazoa; Chordata; Lepidosauria; Squamata; Natricidae
Source: RefSeq, a predicted model, not a curated record